This is a messenger RNA of Striga asiatica, 603 nucleotides long. The record is from the annotation of a GenBank genome assembly. Lineage: Eukaryota; Viridiplantae; Streptophyta; Magnoliopsida; Lamiales; Orobanchaceae.
GGAUCUCAAAAAGUCAAAAACACAAUAACAGCCAAAAAACCGCAACAUGCUGUGAGAGCACCCAUCGCACUGAACCUCCCCGCCGCAGACGGAGCCGCCGCCGGCGCCAGCAACGAGCCGCCGCUCGGCGGAGGUGAGGCGGCAGGCGGCAACGCGGGCCGGCGAGGUGAGGCUGCAGGCGGCGAGGCGGGCCGGCCGGCUGGCCCCAUGACUUCUCGGCGGUGGAGAGGAAACCGGCGCCGGCGACGGGGCCGACGGGGUGGCCGUCUGCGGCGGCGGAGAGGUGGCGGCGUGGGUGUCGACUUGGAGUUUCAUGCCGCCGAGGCAGUGACCGGGGGUGCCGCAGAUGAAGUAGCGGCUGCCGGCGGAGGAGAGGGCCACGGUGGCGGAGCCGCCGGUGAAAGGCGGCCGCAAGGGGCUAUUUGGAUUGCAGGAAUCGAAGUCCGUCCGGGAAACUUCCGUGACGUCGUGGUUUGUGGUGAACUCGAAAACUGCGCAAGCCCAAGUUGCAAGGUCGGUGGAUUGAUCCCAACCGCCGUUCGGGCCUCCGACUGUGUAAUUUGCGGCCAUGGCCAAGUUGAGCAGAUGAGGCUUGUUAAGGCA